AUGGCAGUAGGUAAAAUGAACGUGUCUGCUAAUCCGGACGCUGCUGUUCCAGUGGAAUCUAACCAUCCACACGACAAAGAGGCUCAAGAGAAGAAAGUUACAGCAGAUUCGCACGCUACUGAUUCGCAGCAACCCGCUCCGUCUUCCCGAUCAGGUGGAAAGAUAUUUAUAGGGGGCAUUUCAUGGGAAACGAAAACAGAGGACUUGAUCGAGCAUUUCAAGCAGUAUGGAACCAUCGUGGAUGCGGUGGUUAUGAAGGAUCGGGUAACCGGCCGACCACGUGGUUUUGGAUUUGUUACUUUUGAGGAUCCCUCGGCGUGUGAUAAAGUUGUGGAGGAUCAACACGUCAUCGGCGGCCGAGCGGUAGGUGGUGUCAGCUUCCAUCAUCAUAACAAUCUGCAAAGAGAAUGUGCUCGUUGA
Closterium sp. Yama58-4 is the source of this 420-nucleotide messenger RNA. The record is from the annotation of a GenBank genome assembly. Lineage: Eukaryota; Viridiplantae; Streptophyta; Zygnematophyceae; Desmidiales; Closteriaceae.